AUGUCGCCAGGGUGGUACUGUGGCAAGUGCGGGUUCUACAACUACGGGCACCGCCGUGCCUGCCGCCAGAGCGGAUGCGACGGGUGCAAUCCAGUUCAAGCAGCCCGGCCUGAUCAGAGCUACUGGGCACAGUACUCGGUGCCAGGCGGGGUUUGGUAUCAAGGGCCUCCCGUGCUGCGGCAGGGAGAUGGAGGCAAAGGAGGCGGCAAGCAUGACAAGGGCGGCAAAAAGGGCCUUGGGGGGGGCAAGCCCCCUCAGGGUGGCAAAGGGCCAGGUGGUGGGCAACCGCCACGGGCCCUCGCGCAGGAGGAGCGUGAGAUGUGGAUGGCCAUGUCGGAAGAACAGUUCGCUGUUCUGGGUCAAAGCUUGUCGCAGUCGCACAGAGACCAGCUCGCCCACGCGCGUGCCAUGGCCAACUUCGGGCUGCAGGGCGCGCAGGCGGAGGCGCAGCAGGCCAAUCUGCAGAUCGGCAAGUUCUCGCAGCAGGUGUUGCAUCAAAAGCAGAGGCUCGCGAAGCUGGAGGAGCAGGCGCAGCAGGCGAUCAUGGCGGCGGUCGUGGCCAAGCAACAGCUGGAGGAGACGGAGAAGCAGCUGGGCGAGGCCAAGCGGCGCGCGGCCGAGCACCUGGGGGCCCAGGGGCUGGCGCAGCAGAUCGCGACCGACGCGUUCGAGGUGCCGAUCAAGGAGGCGCUGGGGAAGUUCGAGCAGGCGGUGCCGUCGGAGCUGGCCCCGCAGCUGCAGGGCGCGGUCGACGCGCUCAGGGCGGCCAUGGCGGUGGUGGCGCAGCAGGCCGCGGCGGCGAUGCAGGGGAGACAGCCUGGUGGCGCCGCGGCGUCAGGCGGCACCGUCGGCGCCGCCGCCGCGGGCGCGGGCGCGGGCGCCGCCCGCGCAGGAGGCGCAGGCGCUGGCGCCCAGACGCCAGGCGCCCAGGGCGCCGCAGGCGGCGGCGCCGACACGGAGCGUGACGUCAAGAUGGUCGAAGUUGAUGGUGGUGUUCUUAUUGACCUUCGCUCUCAGCUCGAGUCGGAUGGCAAGCUCACAGAUCCCGAAGUGCAGGCCACCAUCCAGAGCCUGUUCAGCAAGGCGAAGGAUACGUAUGCGGAUUUCUGUGCAUUGGUUGAGCAGGAGCUGGUGAACACUUACCAGAUCGAUCCAGCGCAGGCCGAUGGGUACAAAGGCCAGGAUAAGCAGGUGCAGGGCUUGCUGAGAAAUGCAAGGGAGCCGCCCACGACCCUGUGGGAGUGCGAGCGCUGGGCCAACUGGAGGCAUACGCAUUUUUCUCUGGAAGGAUACCACGCCGAGGCGCUGCACGAAGCGAUCCAGGACCAUGUAAAGUGCAUCCAGGGUGAGGAGCAGGUUUGGAGAAGGUCUCGGCAACAAGAGUGGAGACAAUGGGCCCGCUCGGCCCUGGAAAACGGCGGAGGGAGAGUUCACAGGUGGGCGAAGCAGCCCAACGACUGGAUCCCCGCGGACCCUGGCCCCGAUGGGGCCCCUGGUUGUUUUCAGGAUCAGGUGGAGGCCCUGGAGGAGGAGUGGAAGCACAUAUGGAGGUUCGGGGAGGUGCCCAAGGUCGCCCCCAGGAUGCUCAGUGAGAUGCCCCUCGAGGGCCCGAAGCCGCCUGUUGCGCCAGAUAAAAUCAGGUCCGUCCUGGGGAAGUUCAAGAAGCAUGCCGCCGUGGGAGUCUGGAAUUGGGCCCCGCGCGCGCUGAAGCAGCUCUGUACCUCUGGCCUGCUUGCUCUAAGUGUCCCGAUGUAUUUCUGGGGCACGUGCCCCCAGCUGCCCGAGCAGAUUGCGCUGCUCAUUUUCCCCGCGCGCGCGUACAUGUGCGGAGGAAAGGGAAAUAGUUGCGAGAUGGCUAUCUGGAAGCAGGCGCUGUUGAACGAGGCCGCUCGAGCCAGCAAAUUUUUCAGUGGAUGCACGCUGAUUGAUCUGGAGAAGGCGCACGAACGAAUCACGCACGAGCAAUUGAUAAGAGCAUGCAACAAGCACGGGUUCAGUUUGAGGAGGUUAAGGUUUCUCCUGUUGGUUUACUCGGGCAAGCGGGUCAUUAAAGUAGGAGAGGCGGUGUCUUUGUCCUUUGAGCUGAACGCCACCAUUGUGGCAGGCUGCUCGUAUGCGACGACGCUGCUGAAAGUAGUGUUGUUAGAUGUUUUCGACGAUGCGGCCAAGAAGUGGCCGAGGAUCGGCAUUUCUUUGAUGGUGGACGACGCUGGUCUCCAGGCAGUGGGUGAUCAAAAGCAUGUUCGGACUCAGUUAGUUAGGUGCACUCUGUUUGUCUGCAGGUCCCUGGAGAAGCUCGAGAUGAAGGUUUCGAGACGUAAAUCGAUCCUGGUGGCCUCGGACCCGAAACUUGGAAAGCAGCUGGCAUGGGCGCUUCGGGAAUUUGGGUUCAAGCAUGUUCAGGCGACCAAAAACCUCGGGGUCGAUUUCAAGCUGAGGACUGGAAAGGGUAGAAACGUCACAAACAAGAGACUGAAGACGACCAGGGGCAGGGUGCGAAGGUUCAGGGCCUUCAGAUUCUCUCGGAAGCCGCUUCAGAAUGUGCAUCGAGGAGGCCCCACGCUGGCGGCAAUGUAUGGCGUCUCGGCCAUCGGUCUCGGCGACACGCAGUUGGAGCAGCAGCGCGCCUCGACAGGGGCGGCUAUUUUCGGGCCUGUCAAGGGCCGCAGCCGCAGCUUGCAGUUCUUUUUGGCUGAGGUCGAGAAGCUCGACCCGAUGUUCGCAGCAAAUUCUCUCCCUCUGCAGCUGUGGGUCAGAGCAGUAUUUGAUUCGUGGGCCACGGAUGCCCAGAUGAAGCACGCCUUCGACUACGCGGCCAAGGCUAG
Prorocentrum cordatum is the source of this 2825-nucleotide messenger RNA. NCBI's taxonomy places the organism in Eukaryota, Dinophyceae, Prorocentrales, Prorocentraceae. The record is from the annotation of a GenBank genome assembly.